AAUAUAUGGUGAAAUACAAAUUAUCAAAAUGAAAGGUCUGAAUUACGACAUCGUCCGUAGGAGUGACGCUGCACGAAGGUCCAGCAAAAGAGCUGAAGCAAGAUUAGCCCGAAAGUUUAACGAAGCUGGUGGAAUAGAAGACGAAAUGAGAUACCACCUCGCUAAUAUGAAACGAGAGCAAGCGUCUUUGAGAAGAGAACUGCAGGGACUAAAAUUCGAAUACAAGAAAAUUACCAAAGAAGCAAACUCCAAAAACGGAAUUAUCCACAAAGCACAUCCCGGUGAAGUCGAACACAACGAUGAAAAUGGGGAACGGGAAGAUAAAAGUAAAGAAAAUCCUAAAUCCGCUGGAGAUUACGGGAAAAAUUACUUCGGCUACCACAGCUCGCCAGGGUCGCACAAGUCACACAACAGAACAGUGCGGGAGAUUGAGAAAUCGUUGGAAUGUUACUUCGAAACGUCAAACAACGAAGCAGCCGAACAUGAGGCGAAAAAGAAAUUAAAACACCAGAAAAAACACAACAAGACGGUGCAGGAUAAAGUGGAAACAUGGAAAGAAAAGAACACGUCACGUCGAAGAUUUUCAACUACUGUACCACCGAACCUGCGACAUCUAGCUUUCCUUCGCAAAGAGCUUGUGAACAACGACACAAACAUAGAAGAAAAUGAACCCAAUUCGCCCAAUGUUACUACGCUGCCACCGUUGCCAAAACAAAGCGAUGAAAAAAAAUCCCCUCGGGUGACGUCACCGGCGCCAAAUGACGUCACGUCAUUGGAACGAGUUGUGGAAGUGGACGCAACCAAGCCAUGCGAGAAACGCACCAGUGUUGUAUCAUCGACCAACAAGACACAAAAAGCUUCGGAUUUGGUGUUUGACGCAGAUCUUUACGCUCCUUAUGGAAAACUUCGGAUGGCUCACCGACUCCCAGAUUUCACAAAAGCUUUCAAUGAAGCAAAACAAGCCCGUUACGUCAGAACUCGUCAUAAACGGGAAUUUGAAAGAAAAAUGUCAGUCGGGGAGAUUUUCAAAGACUGAAACCUUAAUACUAAGCCACUAUAGAACAAAAGCUUCCCCGCAAAGCAAUUCACAGCCAUUCAGUAAAUCCUUCCAAGAGAUUGGGAUCUAGAACUAUAUAACAGCUUUGUGAUGCCGCAGUAUCCUUUACGUUUAGUAUUAGUACUCAGUUUCGUGAAUAAACGACCAUUCAAGGUUAA
This is a messenger RNA of Ciona intestinalis (vase tunicate), 1215 nucleotides long. RefSeq lists its product as uncharacterized. The record is from RefSeq and is a predicted model, not a curated record. NCBI's taxonomy places the organism in Eukaryota, Metazoa, Chordata, Ascidiacea, Phlebobranchia, Cionidae.